AAAUAAAUCCUGGAAAACAGAGAAGAAGGAGGAGGUAGAAGAAAGAAGAAGAUACUAAACUUUGUUGCGUGUGAGUGAUAAAGAACUGGGCUAUGGGCGAGUCAAGUGACUCGGUUUCUAUAGAUAUUGACAUGCUUUCUUUUGAAGGAAAGGAACAUGUGGUGAAAACUACUAGAGGUUCAAUUUCAGUGUACGUGUGUGGUGAUCAAGAAAAGCCUGCUUUGAUUACUUACCCAGAUGUUGCUCUCAAUUACAUGUCUUGUUUCCAAGGCCUCUUCUUUUGUCCAGAGGCAGCUUCUUUGUUGCUCCAUAACUUCUGCAUUUACCACAUUGAUGCCCCAGGACAUGAGUUGGGAGCUGACGUGAUUUCUUCAGAUGCUCCAUUUCUUAGUGUGGAUGACUUAGCCGAUCAGGUUGCUGAAGUGCUCGAUUUCUUCGGGGUGAGAGAGGUUCUGUGCUUAGGCGUAUCAGCUGGUGCUUACAUACUUACACUUUUUGCAAUAAAAUAUAAAGAACGGGUGCUUGGAUUGAUCCUUGUUUCUCCUAUUUGCAGAGCACCCUCAUGGACUGAAUGGCUUUACAAUAAGGUGUUAAUGAAUUUGUUAUACUUCUAUGGCAUGUCUGGUGUAUUGAAGGAAUGCUUUAUCCAGCGUUACUUCAGUAAGGACAUUAGGUGUGGUGUUCAUGGUGCAGAAUCAGACAUCAUUCAAGCUUGUAGAAGGUUGCUGGAUGAGAGGCAAAGUUUGAACGUAAUGCGCUUUCUUCAAGCAAUCAAUGAGAGGCAUGACCUCACGGACAGCUUGAAGGAGUUGCAAUGCAAAACACUUAUUUUUGUAGGUGACAGCAGUCAGUUCCGUGAUGAAUCUGUGUAUAUGAGUGUCAAAAUGGGCAAGAAAAGCUGUGCACUUGUUGAGGUUCAGGCCUGUGGUUCACUUGUGACAGAAGAGCAUCCUUAUGCCAUGAUAAUCCCAAUGGAAUUCUUUCUGAUGGGAUUUGGUUACUAUAGACCACCACAUUUUGCUUCCUCAUCGAGUAAUGGCUCCAACCCUGCCAGUCCCUCAAGCCAUUCUUGUAUUGCACCAGAACUUCUCUCUCCUGAGAGUUUGGGGAUCAAGCUUAAACCUAUCAAGACACGCGUUGACAUUGAAGUUUGAUGUGUUGAAGAAUGAUUUUCAUUAACUCGCACGACCCCGAGUUAGCGAUCGGGGGUGAAGCAGCAAGAUUUCAGCUUUGCACAUAUAACCAUGAUAGGUGUAUCAUAUAUGUAGGAUGGUAGCAUAGAUUCACAUUCUUUGAUUGUAUUGGCAAGGAAAGAUUUUUGGAGUUGUAGAAAGAAUAGGUUGUACCGGAGAAAUUCUAAGGUAACUUGGUUAAUCUAUCAACAGAUUGUGAAAUGAUUCUUUAGUAAAGGAAGAUUAAUGUGUAAUACAUCCUAUUUGAAUAUUUGUAACUUCAUUUUUUCUAAAACAAAUAUUCUUGAACUGCCGUUACCUUUUUA
Messenger RNA from Jatropha curcas, 1498 nucleotides. NCBI's taxonomy places the organism in Eukaryota, Viridiplantae, Streptophyta, Magnoliopsida, Malpighiales, Euphorbiaceae. The record is from RefSeq and is a predicted model, not a curated record.